GUCACGAUUUAGCAGCUAGAGCAGGCGACCGGUUGCCCUGUGUGUCGUCCGCGCUUUGUUUGGCCUGCCGCCAUUGCUUCGGCGGCGACUCCCUCCCGCGUGGCCGCGCAGCGGCCGCGCCCAGGGAAAGGUAGCGGCGCCGGCGGCCGUGUUUUGGCCGAUGGGUGUGGUGUGUCGGCCAGCCCUCGAAGUGAUUGCCGGGCCGUUGGUCGAAUGCGGGUCGGGCGCAAAACGGCGCCGGCAGAAGUUGCAGAUGGCCACGACACAGAGACUACGCGCCUCGAAAAAUAUCUGAAGCGGCCGGCAUGGAUGCCCCAGCAAGGGGGGGCGCGUAGCGAAAAGAGCUGGCCCGCCGAAGCGCGGGCGCUAGGCGGGCGCGUUGUUUGCC
This is a messenger RNA of Amoebophrya sp. A120, 388 nucleotides long. The record is from the annotation of a GenBank genome assembly. NCBI's taxonomy places the organism in Eukaryota, Dinophyceae, Syndiniales, Amoebophryaceae.